Messenger RNA from Dimorphilus gyrociliatus, 1138 nucleotides. Lineage: Eukaryota; Metazoa; Annelida; Polychaeta; Dinophilidae. The record is from the annotation of a GenBank genome assembly.
AAUGUUGACUGGUAAAUACUGUAUUACUCAUGGUGACAUUACUUUAGGAAAUUAUAAUAUUACAAAUGAAAUUAUCAAAGCUAGAGAAUUAAUUGGGUACUGUCCUCAAGGAAACUGCCUAUUUUCCUUUUUAACCGUUGAAGAGCAUUUAACUAUGUAUUAUACUUUAAGAGGUUUGUGCCACGACCAUACGGUUACUGAAGUUAAGGGUAUACUUCACGGGCUUGGAUUAGAGUUAUUAAAAAAAGAAAGAAUUGGCUAUUUAAAUGAGGAGGAUAAAAGAAAAAUAUCCGUUGCUAUAUCAGUCAUCGGAAAGCCAGCUCUCUUAUUAUUAGAUGAUCCAUUUCAAAACAUGUCCAAUUUAAGUAAAAGAAAGGUUAUGGAGUAUCUUCGAGCACUUAGAAAAUCUGGGAUGGCCAUUCUUAUGUCGACAAAAAGCUUUGAAGAGUAUGAAUUUUUAUGUACAAAACUAGCAAUACUAGUAAAUGGUUCUUUCAAGAUUAUCGACUCAACUGAAGAUGCUAAAAAAAUGUUUGGGAAAGGAUAUCAUAUUGAGAUUGAUAUGGCUAAUAAUGAGAAUUUAUCAUCUCCCCCCUUAGACGUUAGAACCCACAGUCUUUUGACAGAGUUAAGGACAAUAUAUCCACAUUGUGUCUCUAGAGAGAUAGGCAAAGGUUAUAUUCAUUAUCAUAUUGGAAAUGAUCCAAUAAAAUCCAAGCUUUUUUUAAAUAUGGAUUCUUUUACGAAGCAAUUUCAUAUUCAUAAAUAUAAAAUCUAUAAAUCCUCUUUUAAGAAAAUCCUCCGAGGUAUAACUAAGGCUCAGCAGCAUUACAAGACUUCUAAACCUAAAAUAUUUAAUCUCAUAAAACAUGUAUUGAGUUAUAUUUUAAGCAUUUAUAAAAAAGAGACUAACUUUGAUAAUACAUACCAAUCAUCUCCAUAUAAUAUCUCUUUUAUAAAAGACACUAAUUCUACAUCAAGUGAAUCAAAUGGCGAAGAAUUCUCCGAAGGGGAAAAUUCUCAGAACUAUAGCUCUACUAAUCUCUAUACGUUAAAAGAUACUAUAACCUUUAAUCAUUCAGUAGACCCUUCUAAUUAUUACGAAACUACUCUACCUUUUCUCACUCAUGAUGUUUGA